GAAGGAUACACAACUUUGAAUGGGAUUGUAGACACCACGCAGCGUGUGCUCAAGCCUCACAUUUCCAUUUCCUCGACGAGAACGACUCGACCCAUGCGCACCAGUGUCCUUCUUGCGCUUUGCCUCGCAGUCAACAGCGCGACAGUCGACGAGCUGCCGACGUCGACCGUGUGCACGUCGAUCGAGCGCGGCGUCGACUAUACGUACAACGACAUCAAGUACGAAUUCGUGUACGGCUCGGAUCAAGAAAAGCUGGACAAAUGCUGCAAGUUCUGCUCGACGCUCGACGACUGCCGCGGUUUCAUCGUCUCCGACACCAAAUGUUGGCUCAAGAGCCUCAUGAGCAACAAGACGCCGUCUCGCCCCGACGUACUCGCGGGCCUGUACAGUGCGCCCAACCCAGCACUCCGCUCGUGCUAAGCGUCUGCACUCCAUUUUGCACUUGACUUGCACGUUUUCCUAAAGCAUGAUCUGAAAUAAACAUUCGACUUGACGCUUCUUAGUCGGUGC
Messenger RNA from Saprolegnia diclina VS20, 510 nucleotides. RefSeq lists its product as hypothetical. The transcript has a single exon. NCBI's taxonomy places the organism in Eukaryota, Oomycota, Saprolegniomycetes, Saprolegniales, Saprolegniaceae. The coding region runs from base 94 to 420 and encodes 108 amino acids. The record is from RefSeq and is a predicted model, not a curated record.